UUGUGAUUGUUCUCGGCAGAGGAACCUUCACGGCCUGUUCUUCACGAGGGAAUAACACCUCGGAGACUCGACACACAGAACCCUUGCCCUGUUUGGUAGAUCGUCCGGAUACUGUCCCUGGUCCGGAAGCCGUGAAGCAGCGCACAGGGAGGAGAAUAUGGAGAGAAGAGCGUGAUGAAGAGAGUAGCCUUGCUCGCCUGAGGGACGGGCUGUGAUGUUGUCUUGGUGACGAGAAUAAAAUGCUGAUGAUUUGAUGAAAAUGAUGUUAUGAUGGGUGAUCGUGUUAUUGACAUCAAUGUUGCCACAGUGGAGGAACUGGAGACCCUUGUGGGUGUGGGCCGAGCCAAGGCUGAGGCCAUUGUUGCCACACGAAGUUCAAUGGUAGAGUUCCGGAGUGUGGAUGACCUGCUACUUGUUCCGGGCAUUGGGAGAAGUCUUAUUGAGCAGAACCGAGGAUUGCUGGUAUGCAGCACCCCAGGUGGAGCUCCAGUCACUAGACACAGUGCAUCACGCAGAAGUUUACGGCGUAUGUCCCACGAUGUCAGACAAAAGGGUGACAAUGGAAAGUCUGAGGAGACGUCCCAGGAGGUGACAGGAAACCUCACCAACUGUGCCUCAAUCCAGGCUGUGAAACCCUCUAGGGUAUCUUCUAGGGACCACUCUAGUACUGUGGAACAAUCUAGCGAGACUCGGUGUAGAAGUGAAGCAAGGGUGAAAGAUGUAGCAAAGAAUGACAGUAGUGAGGAUAGAAAUAAAGAAGAGACGAGGAAAAAGGGAGAUGUGGACAGUAGACGGCAAGGCCAGGAAGAAAGUGCAAAUGACAAUGUCGUAUGCUAUAUUGAAGAAGAGGAGAAGGGUGAUGGUGAGAAGGAAGAGGAGGAGGAGAGCAAUGUGAAGGAUGUGGUAGAAAAUGAGGUGGAAGACAAUAAAGAUGAGGUUAAUAGUGCUGGGGCGGACGAAGAUGAGGAGGAGGAGGAUGAGGAUGAGGAUGACUAUGAGGAAGAGGAGGAGGAGGAAGAGGAAGAAAUCAUGAGUAGUGAUGACUUAGUGAACACUGGGACUGUUGAAAAAUCAAACAGUGUUGAGAGAGAAGUGUUCAAUACCAGUAAUGGUAGAAGUGAUCGUACUUGUAGUGUAGUGGGUGGCCUAGGAACAGACACUCCCCAUGAGGAUGCUCCACCAGAAAUUCCCCUCGAUAUUGAUGCCUUAUCCUCACAGCAGUUGACUGAUGGUGAUGAAUCUGAGGAAGAAGACCUGGAUGGGGAGGACGUGGAUGUGGAGGGAGAGCAUGAGGAAGGGCACAUGGAUGAAGAUGGGGCAGAUGACUAUAGUGAUGACUGUAUGACUGUGGACCCACCUUCGUCUCCUCAUACGGAUAAAAAACAGGUUAAACGGAAAUCUGAAGUUUGUUCUGACUCCAAAGGAGUUUGUCCUGUAAAGAAAUCUUGUAAAGCUGUGGAGGACAGCGGUGAAAGCAGUCGCAGAAAAGUUUGUGCAUUGGCAGCUCGCAAGGUGUCUCCCCCAGCGGGCCUUAAGUCAUGGUUGGCUAAAUACCAGACUUGGUCACCUGCACAAAAGCUUCAUGCUUUAGAUUCGUUAAUAGAUGUUUGUGAUCUGAACCAAGUAAGGCACAUCCAUGAAAUCAUCCUCCCGCAGUUUCAGCGAGAUUUCAUUUCUCUAUUGCCAAAGGAGUUGGCUCUCUAUGUCCUUAGCUUCCUGCCCCCAAAAGAUCUCUUAAGAGCAGCCCAGACUUGUAAAUAUUGGAACAUCCUGGCUGCGGACAACCUUCUUUGGAGAGAAAAGUGUCGUGAGGCUGGAAUUGAGGAUCAUGUUGUUUUUAUGGAUCGUAGACGGAAAAAGGGUACAAGUGUGAGCCAUGUAUCACCAUUUAAGGCGGCAUUUAUGCGACAACAUAGGAUAGAAACUAAUUGGCGUGUAGCUAAGCUACGGUCACCACGGGUAUUGAAAGGCCAUGACGACCAUGUCAUCACAUGCCUACAAUUUUGCGGAAAUAUAAUUGUAUCAGGUUCAGAUGAUAACACACUGAAAGUAUGGAAUGCAACAUCUGGGAAGUGUAUGAGAACAUUGACUGGGCACACUGGAGGUGUUUGGUCAUCUCAGAUGUCUGGUAGUCGUAUAGUGAGUGGUAGUACAGACCGAACCCUUCGUGUUUGGAAUGCUGAGACGGGGGAAUGUAUACAUACAUUGUAUGGCCAUACAUCCACAGUCAGAUGUCUCCAUCUACAUGCCAAUAAAGUCGUCAGUGGGUCUCGGGAUGCUACUUUAAGAGUUUGGGACGUGGUAACAGGAGCUUGUGAACAUGUUCUUGUGGGCCACGUGGCAGCUGUGAGAUGUGUUCAGUACAAUGGGAGGCUAGUAGUUUCAGGGGCAUAUGACUACAUGGUCAAAGUAUGGAACCCUGAUCGAGAAGAAUGUUUGUAUACUCUACAGGGACACACAAAUCGAGUUUACUCUUUACAGUUUGACGGGUUACAUGUGGUUAGCGGGUCCUUGGACACAAGUAUCAGAGUGUGGGACGUUGAGACAGGACAGUGUAGACACACGCUAAUGGGCCACCAAAGUCUAACCUCGGGGAUGGAGCUCAAAAACAACAUACUCAUAUCGGGAAAUGCAGAUUCGACGGUUAAAGUUUGGGAUAUUGUCACUGGGCAGUGUCUUCAAACUCUCUCAGGUCCUAAUAAGCAUCGGUCAGCAGUUACGUGUCUUCAGUUCAACAACAAAUUUGUGGUAACGUCUUCAGAUGAUGGAACAGUGAAGCUAUGGGAUGUCCGCACUGGAGAUUUUCUAAGAAACUUAGUGGCUCUAGAGUCGGGUGGAUCGGGGGGAGUGGUGUGGCGCAUAAGAGCUUCAGAUACAAAGCUAGUAUGUGCAGUUGGCAGCCGGAAUGGGACGGAAGAGACUAAGCUGUUAGUAUUGGAUUUUGAUGUGUAUGACAAGUGAUACAUGGGCAUAUUAGUUAAUGAAAACUAUGUCCUGUCCAUGUAUACU
Penaeus indicus is the source of this 3009-nucleotide messenger RNA. Its product is annotated as F-box/WD repeat-containing protein 7-like. NCBI's taxonomy places the organism in Eukaryota, Metazoa, Arthropoda, Malacostraca, Decapoda, Penaeidae. The transcript is spliced from 12 exons. The record is from RefSeq and is a predicted model, not a curated record. Gene Ontology annotation, molecular function: protein binding. The coding region runs from base 268 to 2961 and encodes 897 amino acids.